This is a messenger RNA of Perca fluviatilis (European perch), 3474 nucleotides long. RefSeq names its product solute carrier family 6 member 13 (gene slc6a13). Gene Ontology annotation, cellular component: membrane. The transcript is spliced from 15 exons. The record is from RefSeq and is a predicted model, not a curated record. Bases 199 to 2061 code for a protein of 620 amino acids. Lineage: Eukaryota; Metazoa; Chordata; Actinopteri; Perciformes; Percidae. Gene Ontology annotation, biological process: sodium ion transmembrane transport.
CUGAAUGGAAUUGGAUAAAGGGAGGGGGGUCUUCAGAGAGGGGCAACUCAGAGGGAAAAUCUCACUGCGGGCUGCACCAAAGUUUUCAGUUCCUCAGAUCUCCGCCCCUCCAUGAAUGUUAUAUGGUGAAACAUAAAACAGCAGCAGGCCUGUAUUUGGUGGCCCACUCUCUUCUUGAAACUGAUAUUGUACAACAUUAUGAAAGGGGGUACAGGGGACAUGGAGAACACGUCCAAGGUGGAGCCCUCUAAUGGGCACAACAGGUCCCUGGACAUUGUGCCCAGUACAGAGGAGAAGAUGACAGACAGGGGUCAGUGGGGCAACAAGAUUGAGUUUGUUCUGUCAGUGGCCGGAGAAAUUAUUGGCCUGGGGAACGUCUGGCGUUUCCCCUACCUUUGUUAUAAGAACGGAGGAGGUGCCUUCUUCAUCCCAUACCUCAUCUUCUUGUUUGCUUGUGGCAUCCCGGUCUUCUUCCUGGAGACGGCUCUGGGUCAGUACACCAGUGAGGGAGGCAUCACCUGCUGGAGGAAAAUCUGCCCCUUGUUUGAAGGAGUGGGUUAUGCCACCCAGGUGAUUGUUGCUCUGCUUAACGUCUACUACAUCGUCGUGUUAGCCUGGGCCGUCUUCUAUUUGUCCCAGUCCUUCACCUGGGAUCUGCCCUGGGCCUCCUGCAACAACACCUGGAACACAGAUUCCUGUAUGGCAUUUCAGAGGGGGAAUAGCUCCAUCAAUCACCAUGAGAACACCACCUCUCCUGUCAUUGAGUUCUGGGAGCGAAGAGUGCUGAGAAUUUCCUCAGGUAUUGAUCACAUUGGCUCUCUGAAUGGGGACCUAGUUAUCUGUCUGGCCGUUGCAUGGGUCAUCUGCUACUUCUGCAUCUGGAAGGGAGUCAAGUCUACUGGCAGGGUUGUUUAUUUCACAGCAACCUUCCCUUAUGCUAUGCUGGUGGUCCUGCUGAUCAGAGGGGUUACCCUGCCUGGAGCCUCCAGGGGAAUCCACUUCUACCUCUACCCCGACCUGGGACGGCUGUCUGACCCACAGGUAUGGAUGGAUGCUGGGACUCAGAUCUUCUUCUCCUAUGCCAUCUGCUUGGGUUGCCUCACUGCUCUGGGAAGCUACAACAAAUACAACAACAACUGCUACAAAGAUUGCCUGUCCCUCUGUUUCCUGAACAGUGGUACCAGUUUUAUUGCAGGGUUUGCCAUCUUCUCCAUCCUGGGCUUUAUGUCCUACGAGCAGAACGUGCCCAUCUCAGAAGUGGCUGAAUCUGGUCCAGGCUUGGCCUUCAUAGCCUAUCCUCGUGCUGUGUCCAUGAUGCCUUUCUCCCCUCUAUGGGCCUGCUGCUUCUUCAUCAUGAUCGUCUUUCUGGGACUGGACAGUCAAUUUGUGUGUGUGGAGAGCCUGGUGACAGCCAUGGUGGACAUGUAUCCGGCCACCUUCCGGCGUAAAAACCGCAGAGAACUCCUAAUCCUGGCAGUGGCUGUGGCGUCCUUCCUCCUGGGGCUCAUCAUGCUGACAGAGGGUGGCAUGUACAUCUUCCAGCUCUUUGACUACUAUGCAGCCAGUGGGGUCUGCCUGCUCUUCGUGGCUAUUUUUGAGACUGUUUGCAUUGCUUGGAUUUAUGGUGCCGACCGUUUCUAUGACAACAUAGAGGACAUGAUUGGCUAUCGCCCCAGCCCUGUCAUCAAAUAUUGCUGGCUUUUCUUCACUCCUGCAACAUGCAUUGGAACCUUUGCUUUCGCCUUGAUCAAGUACUCACCUCUGAAGUACAACAAUGAAUAUGUAUAUCCAUGGUGGGGAUAUGGGAUUGGCUGGAUACUGGCCCUGUCCUCCAUGCUGUGUAUCCCUCUCUGGGUAGCAAUGAAACUGUACUACACCCCUGGAUCACUGAGAGAGCGCCUUGUUCUCUUGACCACUCCUUCCACUGAUUUACCGAAGACAAAACUGGAGCAGGAGAAGCUGCUGGCCAUCUUCGCAGCAGACCGCGACAGCCUCCAUCAGAAAUCCCCUCCCACUAAGGAUGGCUACUUCCCUGUUGAUGAAAAAGAGUCUCAUUGCUAGAGACUUGAGGUGUGGAAUCAGAGCCUUGUAGGGGUCAAAGGUCACUCCUCAGCUUUGACACUCUGUCUGGCUCCAUCCCAAUUCUCUCUGCAAUACCUCACCAGACAGGGUGGCAUACAGGCACGGUGCAGACUUUAAGAGUCCCCUACUCUGUAACUGCUGAUCUGCUGCUGGAGCUUCCUCUUUUGUACACCGCCUUCAGUAUAAUGCCAUCAGCAUUCUUACUUAAAGGGGCUGUGCUUGAUAUUCAGAAACAAAUUGGUCAUGGAUUGAGUCCAUAAAGCUCUCACAGACUGUUCCCUUACUCGUCAAAUACCAACGUUUUGUCACGACCCUCUGCGUCUGUUACCGACACACAAGGCACUCACAUGCACUAACAUGCACCUGCGGCCAGACCGGCUAUCAAAAUAUUGAACAGAGAAGCUCAGAUCCCAACACACACAGAGGAACAGUGACUUCAUCCUCUGCUCAGGAUGCCAUAUGCUAUAUCUUUACACAGCAAAUAGUUCUUUACUUCUAUAUUGAUGUUUUGAAUAUCAAGUACAGCCCCUUUAAAGAGUUACAUAAGUUGGUUACCAUCUCAUUUGCCAGGGGCAGCGUCACAUGUACACUUGAAUCAAUGUAGCCAUUGUUGUAACACAGUGGCUAAGAAUUUACAUUUGAUCGUGUCUGCUUUCUAAGGAAGCAUUUUUUUCUGUUAUGGACAUCUCUAAUGUUCAGUUAGUUUGACAUGACAUUACAGUUACUUUAUUGAUUCUAUCAGCUAUCUGCUGCAAAUGGAGCACAAGAGGAGUCACAUGAAUAAAAGCUGUGUGUGUGUGUUUAAAUGCACGUCUGUAUACAGAGUUCAAGCGUAUUCCAGUUUUUGCUGUAUUAUAGAAAGUUAUCAUCUCAGGAUGUAACAUUUUCUCAUUAAAAAGAAUCCUACAAAAGCACAGUUAUAGUAUAAGUAAUAGUUUAAAUGUAUAUUUAGCUGAACUAACCAGAACUCAACUCAAUUAAGCUUUGCUGUUGUUUCAGAACAAUGUUACAAUGUUCAUUUAUUCAAUGUUUUUUAUUUCUUUUGCUGAACAUUGCAGAGUUACAUGAAUAUGUUACAUGCUUUUUUCCAAUCUUUUGAAUAUUGACAUGAUUUUAAUGUAGUCCUUUUUGCCUUAUCUCUAAUGCAUUGAUUUGUAUGAAAUUAAAAAGUAAAGUGCCUGAAGGAGGCAGUUGUGCCAUUUAGAUAAUAUAAACAGGGCAGUCUGGUUGAAGGGUUUCAUUCCAAAAUGAACAUCUCUCUUGACAUCUCUUUUUUUGCUGUAUAAUAAUGAACUUGAGCAUGUGUUUCUUUAGAUGUUGAAAUACUUUUACAUAACUUUUAUAUGCUAAAAUUAUUUUUUAUGACGGAAUAAAAAAUACCUUCAUUUGAAA